Olea europaea var. sylvestris is the source of this 693-nucleotide messenger RNA. Its product is annotated as photosystem II reaction center W protein, chloroplastic-like. Bases 97 to 492 code for a protein of 131 amino acids. NCBI's taxonomy places the organism in Eukaryota, Viridiplantae, Streptophyta, Magnoliopsida, Lamiales, Oleaceae. Gene Ontology annotation, biological process: photosynthesis. The transcript is spliced from 2 exons. Gene Ontology annotation, cellular component: chloroplast; photosystem II. The record is from RefSeq and is a predicted model, not a curated record.
AGUAUGAACACAAACUGAAAAACAGCCACUCGAGAAUCCUUACAGCAACAUUCAAGCGGGUGUGCUAAAAAUUCUUCUCAAUUCCACUGAAUAAAAAUGGCAGCCAUUUCUGCUUUCACUCCGACCUCGUCCGUAGUCAGCCUGAUGCACCUACAGAAUGAAUCCAUGGCAUGUCGUUACAUUCUCGGGCUGCCACCAGUGGCAAAGAUGGGAAAAGUGAGAUGUUCCAUGGAAGGAAAACCUCAAGAGACUGAGUCAAAACUGGGCAUGGGUGCAUCUUUGACCGCAUCCACUUGUGCUGCAGCCAUGUCCAGCCCAGCCAUGGCUCUAGUGGAUGAAAGAAUGAGUACGGAAGGAACUGGGUUGCCCUUUGGCUUAAGUAACAAUCUUCUUGGUUGGAUCAUUUUUGGUAUCUUUGGCUUGAUUUGGACUUUGUACAUCAUCUACGCUUCUGGUCUUGAAGAGGAUGAAGACUCUGGGCUAUCUCUUUGAGCAUUAAGACUCUUUGUGCGUUCGUAUUCGGCUGUGUUCCGGCACGAAUACAUAGGGAAUUAGUGGGUUUGACCUCGUUUAUAGUCGUUAAGUGUAUUGAUUCUAACUUUGCUGGUGGAAAAUUUGUAAAAAAGAAUUUUCUUUCUAAAAUAAGCGAGAAUUAUGUUGAUUCUAUGGAAGUGAAUUGUUGUUAUUUUUGUA